Messenger RNA from Microbotryum saponariae, 1870 nucleotides. The record is from the annotation of a GenBank genome assembly. Lineage: Eukaryota; Fungi; Basidiomycota; Microbotryomycetes; Microbotryales; Microbotryaceae.
AUGGCUACUGCUAUACCCACCUCAGCGACCCCGGUCCAAGGUCACAAUGAUGGGCACGACUUUUUGGCGUGUCUCGCAUCGAACCCAAAGAUGAAUCUCGUCAGUUCAUCGCAAGACAAGGAGCAGUUCGACAGUUUGACCGGUCAGUUGGACGAGGUCACGGAGUUGGCGAAUGCACCGGCGCCCCUUUUUGUGAAGCUGUCGUAGGACGUGUAGCCAUUGACUGAGACCAAUGCUCUUGUCGUAUGCCCAGGAGCAUUCAAUCAACGUCUCUACACCUCCGCCAUGGCCAUCGUGACCCCAACAGACGCACAGGCCGUCUCCUCGGCAGUCACUUUCGCCCGGCAGUACAACAAACCCGUGACCGCUCGCGGGGGAGGGCACUCCUAUGCCGCCUACGGCGUCGGCAGUGGCAACGCCCAAGGCCUCGUCAUCGAUCUCGGUCACUUUUCCAACAUCGAAUUGAAAGACGAUAACCGGACCGUCGUCGUAGGUGGCGGUGUUCGACUUGGUGAUAUGGCACUUCAACUGGAUGAAUGGGGUUUAGCAAUCGCUCAUGGUGUUUGUCCGUUCGUUGGCGUGGGGGGACAUGCCGCUUUUGGCGGGUUCGGAUAUGCUUCAAGAGCUUGGGGCCUUACUCUUGAUCAUAUCGUCGCUUGUGACGUCGUCUUGGCGGAUGGGACGUACCUUCAAGGUCUGACGAGGGAGCAGGAUCCCGAUCUCUUUUGGGCAUUGUGCGGUGCCGCUCCGAAUUUCGGAAUCCAAACAGCGUAUCACUUCCGAGCCUAUGAGAAACCCAACAACGUGGUUCGAUUCAAGUACUCUUACUCCAAUGCUUCACCCGAUAUGAUGACACGGGCUUUCCUAGCGUUCCAAACAUGGGGACAGGAGUCAUCACCGCCAAACUUGGGUUUGGCCGCCGUCAUCGGAGGUGGAGGGUCAUUCGAGAUUACAGGCAUCUACUAUGGUACUGGAGACGCUUGCAAAGAGCUCAUGGCGCCGUUCGAGGAAAAUCUACCGGAAGGUUUCUCAACCGAGGUGGAUCAAGCCAUGUCGUGGCUCGAGUCGUUACAAGCCCUAUCGCAUUCGCAGCCUUUAUCGACGAAGGGGAAGACCGGCUUCGUAAGUUUUCUACCCUGGCCCGGUGGAGUUCCGAUUUGAGCGCUCGUCUGAUUAUCAAGUCAAGCCGUGCUUUCUCUCUAGCGAGACUGUUUCUACGCCAAAUCACUCAUGACCCCCGACUCUCCGCAUCAACUCAUCACCACCGACGCCGCUCUCGCCUUCUUCACCUACCUCCAAAACACCGCCACAACGACAAACUGGUUCGUCGAAAUCGAUCUCUACGGUGGUGCAGGAUCAGCAAUCAAUGCUGUCCCUCUUAACCAAACUUCAUUCGCACAUCGUUCGUCGUUGUUGACGUUCCAAAUGUACGCUUCGUCGAAGACGUAUGGGAAUCCGUAUCCCGAGGAUGGUUUCGACUUUGUUUCUGGGUCAGUCGAGGGUUGGAGUACCCGCUGAUUCCCAUAGUUCUAUUGUCUGACUCUUGGUCUUUCUCUCGUAUUCCAGCAUGUGCGACGCCCUAUUGAAUCCAAUGAAGGAAGUCUGGGGCACCUCCUACGGGGCUUACGUCAAUUAUGGUAAGUCGUCGAGUCGCUCCUAAUCACCUCUGGGAACCCUUUUCCCCAAUCCUAAUCGACCCCCACCACUUCCCUCUCCCCUUCCAGUCGAUCCCUCCCUAACCCCCGAUCAAGUCAAAACACUCUACUGGGGCUCGCAAUACGAACGUCUUUCUACUCUACGUGCGAAGUAUGACCCGACGGAGGUGUUCAGGUACCCACAGGCGAUUCGACCAUCGACAUCCACAACAUGA